AUGUUACAUAAUGAUCUUUCCAAUCCUAAUGAAGAUUCUGGUUCUAUAAACGACAAUGAUCGACGGCAGUCUAUUUUGGCUACAUCCAGUCCACAAACAGAUUCGUUACCAAUUGACUGUAUUCUAGUAUAUGGUCGUGAUGAUGAUUCUGAUAAUGAUGAAGACAAUUAUAAUAAUCCUGAACCUUACAUGAGUCCUUCGGAAAGAAGAGAAAGAUUUGAAGAUUAUCUUAAAAACAAACAACAUCUUAUUCUUCAAACAGUCAAAAUUGAAGAAAAUAAAAAUAAUCCAUCAGAAAUUAAUAAAUCAUGUUGGAAUCGUUUUACAACUUCAUUGAAACGACCAUUUCUACUUCUUUUAUUCAUCGCUUAUGCUGCUAGUUAUCCAUCACUUCGUGAUAUAACGGCAGAUGAUGAAGAAAACAACAAUGGUUUAGAAUUAAAACUCCGUUCACUUUUAAAUGAACUUGAGGAUGAACAAGACAGUAAUGAACAAAUGGAACGAUCAGUUUCAUCAGAUGAAGAUGAUGAUGAAGAUUCUUCAUUUAGCAAACGACAAGUUAAAAAAGAAACAAAAUGUGAAAUUGAAUGCGUUCAUAAAGAACGAUUUCCAUCUCGCGGCAAAGGCAAAACAAUUAAAGAAGCUGCUAAAACUUGCAAAAAUAAAUGUGUCAUCCCAGGCAAAAAACAUGGCGGAAAACAUGUCGCCCCAAAAAAGCCUGGUCAUAAAAUGAGUUUACGUGAAUUACUUGAUAAUGAUAGUAACAGCAGUGAAGAACAACAAAAUGAUCGUCGAGAAUUUUAUGAUUAUCUUAUGGAACAAAUUCAACGUAAUAAUAAGGAAUAA
Messenger RNA from Adineta steineri, 846 nucleotides. The record is from the annotation of a GenBank genome assembly. Lineage: Eukaryota; Metazoa; Rotifera; Eurotatoria; Adinetida; Adinetidae.